CUUUCUCACUGUAUCUUGAGCGAGUAGGAGCUCUGAUCUUUAGCUCCACACAGUCCACAGUACCUCGUCUCCUCCAGGACUCCAAAAAGACAGUAUGGAGAAGAGCCAGUAUGGACACCCCCAGGAUGUGUCGGCUCUCCCCUACCCCGGCCCCCCAGUGGGCUACCAGGGAAAUGGCGGGGGAACUGCCUACCCCCCUCAGCCUGGCUUCCAGGGAGGUCCCCAACCCAGCAUGUACCCACCACCUCCCCAGUACAGCAUGGGCAUGGCACAACCUACAAAUGCCCCGGCGGUGAUAACCCAGGUGGUGGUGAUGCAGCAGCAGCUGCCUAGAGACGUGCCCGGCCAGAUGACGUGUCCCCAGUGUCAGGUCCAGGUUCUGACAGAGACCACACACACCACUGGACUGCUCACCUGGGUCAUCUGUGGAUCACUCGGCCUUUUGCUGAUCUGGCCAUGCUGUUUGAUUCCGUUCUGUGUUGACUCCUGUAAGGGACGUGAGCACCGCUGCCCCAACUGCAAGAGGGUGAUCCACAUCCACAGACGUAUGUGA
Molecule: messenger RNA, 553 nt
Organism: Coregonus clupeaformis (lake whitefish)
Lineage: Eukaryota; Metazoa; Chordata; Actinopteri; Salmoniformes; Salmonidae
Product: lipopolysaccharide-induced tumor necrosis factor-alpha factor homolog
Exons: 5
Coding region: 95-553 (152 amino acids)
Molecular function (GO): zinc ion binding
Source: RefSeq, a predicted model, not a curated record